ACUGCAUGUUUCGGAAACCAGUCACUGUUGUGGUUUGAGAUGUGUAUACUUUAGCGCUUUAUGUUUAUUACACGAUUGGAGUGAAUUUCGAAGGCAAAACAAUGGCAGCAGUAACGAGGUUUAUAAGAAGUAGUUUACCAUUAGUUAAUGGUGAUGCAGUUGCAUAUCCGACGUCUGUAUUUAUGCAAUGUGUGAGAUGGCGUAGACAUCCGAGAAAGCCACGUUGGUUACCCACAGCGAAGAGUAAAAUGUUCCGUGUGCCAGAACGGCGAAGACUACCUAAAGAUGAGCACGACGAGUUAUUAAGAUUAUUUAACAAUUACAGGAGUCAUAUGAAAGCCCUCAGCAAUUAUUUCAAAGAGGAGCUUGCGAAGUACGAAGAGCAGGCUGUUAAAGACAUCUCCUCGGAUGAUAAAAUACACGAGGAAGCCAUGAAGCUAAACAAUGAAUGGAAUGCCCAGGUUGCAAAACUGCGAGACGAGCGACUAGCGAAAGAAUCUGAAGAGAGAAAGAAGGUUAUCCUUGAAAACCUCAUUGCCGCUGAACAGCUUGAGAAGGAAAAUCUGAGUAGGAUCGAAGAGCGGAUUCGGAAAGAAAAGGUAAACGCCAAGAUGUUUAUUACUGCUGAGAACAUAGAUGAAGCCAUUGAGAAUGCCUUGUCCUCGGAGGUGGACUACAACUUUGCCAUCGAUUUGGAAGGGAACAUCUUCCGUGGGAGGUUCACCAAUCCAAAACAAGUUUCAAGCGACAAACUUGAAAAAACUGAAAUUUCAGCCCAGGCUUCUUAACGACAAUCUUGUGUGGAAGGCAGUACGCUUUAGCAACUUGUAGCAUAGUGAAGUUUGUAUGUAACUUUUCAGUUUGAUGUAUGUUGAAAGUGAUUUGAUUUUUUAAAGAAUUUUUGUGUGUUCAUGUUUACAUAAUAUGUAGUGUUAAACACACUGUCAGUUUCAACAUGCUACUGUUGACAGUGCUUUGUGUAAAAGCAAAGAGCUGAUUUUAAUAAAAAUGAUACACACAUUCACUGCAUGCAGUUUUAUUG
Messenger RNA from Bacillus rossius redtenbacheri, 1042 nucleotides. It is a transcript of the gene mRpS26, whose product is annotated as small ribosomal subunit protein mS26. Lineage: Eukaryota; Metazoa; Arthropoda; Insecta; Phasmatodea; Bacillidae. Gene Ontology annotation, cellular component: mitochondrial small ribosomal subunit. The transcript has 3 exons. The record is from RefSeq and is a predicted model, not a curated record. The coding region runs from base 102 to 788 and encodes 228 amino acids.